This is a messenger RNA of Lytechinus variegatus (green sea urchin), 1393 nucleotides long. Its product is annotated as vacuolar protein sorting-associated protein 72 homolog. Gene Ontology annotation, biological process: chromatin remodeling; regulation of DNA-templated transcription. Gene Ontology annotation, molecular function: ATP-dependent H2AZ histone chaperone activity. Gene Ontology annotation, cellular component: nucleus. NCBI's taxonomy places the organism in Eukaryota, Metazoa, Echinodermata, Echinoidea, Temnopleuroida, Toxopneustidae. The record is from RefSeq and is a predicted model, not a curated record. The transcript has 7 exons. Bases 17 to 1198 code for a protein of 393 amino acids.
CCUUUGCCGUGCACUGAUGCAAUUACCGGUACGGUACAUGUAUCCUGCAGGAAAAAAAUCUUUACACGAGUCGGCGUUUAGUUUCUUCAUUUUUUCACUCUUCUGUCCAUUAGAGAAUCACACUAUUAUAAACAUGUCACUGGUCCAGACGAGAGAAAAGCGUGCCAAUGCUGGCAGCAAGAUGCACAGACUCCUUGCUGAAGAACAAGAGGAUGAAUUCUAUAAAACAACUUACGGAGGUUUCCAGGAGGAAUCCGGUGAUGAGGAAUAUUCUAGUGAGGAGAGUGAAGCAGAUUCAUCAUCUGAUAGUGAUAUUGAUGCCCCAGAGGAUGAUGAACCAAUCAGUGAUAGUGAUGAUGAUGGACCAAAGAGAAAACGAAGAGUGGUUACCAAAUCCUACAAGGAGCCUGCCAAGAAGCCUGUCAUGAAGAAAUCUCCCACAAGUCACACCCCAAAGGAAAAGAAAGCGAAAAUUACCACACCAAGCAGUAAGAAGAAGAAACAUUACUCCAAGGAAGAUUCCAGUUCAGUUCGCAAGUCAAGCAGACGGUCAACCAUCCAACGGGUGAAUGAGUUUGAGCUUCGGAUCAAAGAGCGCGAGACCAAAGCACAGAUCAUCAAACAACAGAAGACAAAGAAGAACGUUCCAGAGAUGAGACGACUCACUCAAGAGGAGCUCCUUGCCGAGGCUAAGAUCACAGAGAAGAAAAAUCUUCACUCUUUAUACCUAUUCCAACAGCUAGAAGAACAGAAGAAAAAGACGAAAGUGUUCAAGAAAGGAUUCACAGGGCCAUUUAUUCGCUUUCAUUCCACUACAAUGCCGGUUGAACCAAAGAUCCAGGAAAUAGAUGUUAAUGUUGACAAGUUGGAGCAAACAGGGUUGACACAUCCAGCAACAAGGGGAAAGACAAAAUCAGCGGAAAAGUGCUGUAGGAACUUCAUAACAUACAGUGAACCGCAACUGUUUAAGGAGAGUUUUCCUCGUGGUCGAAAGAGGGCUCCCCCUAAACAGCUGUGCCCUAUCACAAGGUAUCCUGCCAGAUAUGUCGAUCCAGUUACAGGUAUUGCCUUUGCCACCAAGCAGGCAUUCAAGAUUAUACGAGAGACUUACGCUACCGAGAUAGAGGCUGCCAUGUCUGGAGAGGUCAAACCCAGGAAAUCAAAAGGUUCGUCCAGUUUGAAAGAAGAAGGAUCAUGAAAAGACAUAAAGGUUUCAUAAACAGAAACACAGAAACUGAUGUGAGGCUAUAUAAUAUUAAUGAUAAUAUGCAACAUUUAGCGCUUAUUACAAUGUUUCUAAGUGCUGCAUACUAUUACCCUGGCUACCCUAUUCAGUUGUUCAAGCAGUCAAGGAAUUUCUUCUUACCUGGUACCAAGUGGCAUAUUUAGAACA